Molecule: messenger RNA, 5019 nt
Organism: Harmonia axyridis
Lineage: Eukaryota; Metazoa; Arthropoda; Insecta; Coleoptera; Coccinellidae
Product: adenylate cyclase type 10-like
Exons: 16
Coding region: 50-4774 (1574 amino acids)
Biological process (GO): cyclic nucleotide biosynthetic process; intracellular signal transduction
Cellular component (GO): cytoplasm
Molecular function (GO): protein binding; adenylate cyclase activity
Source: RefSeq, a predicted model, not a curated record
UGUUCACUUCUAAAACGUAUUUUGUCGAGUAUUCGAUAUCACAGUGGAGAUGAGGAUAAAAUGGAGUUCAGCGAGUGGUUUGAUGUCCAAACAGAUAGAUUUCAUGAAGAUUUUGGAAAUAAGUCAGAUAAAGAAGCAAAUAGAAGUUUUGCUCACAUUCAUGCCUGAUGAAAUCUUAUACCUUCCCAUGGAAGAAUUGAGCAGAGUUCACAAUUUUGUUGGCGUACUUUUAUUCGCCGAUGUUUCCGGUUUUACGCCACUCACAGAAAAAUAUAACAAAACAGGAAAAGGUGGAAUAUACAAAUUGACUGCCACUCUUAAUGCUUACAUAGGAGCCAUAGUCGAGGUAAUUUACUUUUUUGGCGGAGAUGUACUCAAGUUUUCUGGAGACGCUUUCCUUGCUCUCUGGAAGGCUCCAAACGAUGUGUGCCUCUACUCCAUCAUUCAUGAGGUGAUAAUUUGCGCACUCUUCAUACAGAAGAAUCUGGGUUACUUCGAGACAGAAGUCAACGUGUUGCUGAAGGUAAAACUGGCCAUUUCUUGUGGAAAUCUCACGAUUUCUGUGAUCGGGGAUGAGAAAUUCAAGAAUUACGUAAUACUAGGGCAGGCAGUUCACGAUGUCAAGGCUGCUGAACAUGUCAGCGUUUCUGGGGAUAUCGUCGUCUCGCCUACGGCAUGGGGUCAUGUCGCAGAACAAAACUAUGAUGCAACUUUCGCCGAUGGUGGUAAUGUAAAGGUUUGGAAAUGCUCAACCAAAUCUAUUGAGAAAGAGAGGGAAAAGCAAUACAAAGAAAAAUUCCAGAAAGUUGGGGAACUAUGCCAGUUGCACAUUGAGCUAAGGAAUGCUCUACAUCAAAAUAAGAAUUUGAGUGAGAGCAUAACUGACAGCUAUCUGAUUGAAAAGUUUGUCCAAUCCCUGCCUCCAAGGAAAACUACCAAGGUGGCUGUGGAACAGUGGAUUAUGAACGAACUGAGUCCAUUUAUCAUCAAGCCAGUUUUAGAACAGGUUGAAGAGAAACAACCACUUCAGUACCUUACAGAAAUGCGGGAGGUUACCAUUCAGUUUAUUAAUAUUGUCCCAUCAACCUACGAUGAAGAUAGGUUGAUAGCAAUGGUUGAUUCGGCUUACAAAAUAGUUUGCAAUAUUGCAUCGGACGUUUUAGGAGUUGUUAAUAAGGUGUCUUUGUUUGACAAGGAUGCAAUGAUGCUGGUACUCUUCGGGCUAAAGGGUGUAAGACAUGAGUUGGAAAGUCAAAAUGCCCUGAAGUCAGCCUACAAAAUAAGAAAAGAAAUCAUAAAGCUGCCGAACGUCAAAAGUAUUUCCGUUGGUAUCACUUAUGGUCUUGUCUACUGCGGAGUUGUAGGUCAUCCCUUAAGAAAAGAAUACACAGUCAUAGGAGGGGCAGUUAACAAAGCAGCCAGAAUAAUGUGCGCCUAUGAGCAUAAGGUAACAUGUGACUUUGAAACCUACAACAACUCCAAGCUUUCAUCGACUUAUUUCCAGCUGCAAUCUGCUUUACAGCUGAAAGGUAUCGAAAGUGCGGGAAACAUUUUUGAAUAUAAUGAAAACUUCGAAGAGGAGGUACAAAAACCUCAAGAUAUGCAUCUGAUAGGAAGAUCAGAAGAGGUGGAAUUCAUUAAAGAAAUACUGACUGGAAAGCAUCCGUUUUCUGGUGUUCUCUUCAAGGGCGAUAACAAGAGCGGAAAAACCUCUCUCCUGGAAUAUUGCCGUGACGAAUGCCUUCAAGAGGACUGCCUACUGGCAUUUGUGACCUUGUACAGUGGAAAGCAAAGGCCCUAUAGUUGUAUAUCAUCGAUAUACAGACAGCUAUUCGAUCAAAUGGGAAAAAUUCAGAUGAGUGAAUCGUCCAUGAAAAGUUUUAAGAGGAAUCUUUGGAACUUCAAUGAAAUCUUACAGGAGAGACUUGUGUUUCAGCCGAAUGAGGUGAGCAACAAAAAAGAGGAAAUAACAACGAUGUUCUGUGAGGUGUGUUCUUCGAAGCCAACGAUAGUAUUCAUCGAUAAUGUUCAAUUUUUGGACAUAAGAAGUUUCGAGAUCAUUAACAACGCCCUUAUAAGUGGAAACAUCAAGUUGAUAAGUGCUGGAACCUUUGAAGAGAAUACUUGGGACACACUGUGGCAAUUUUCGCUCACGGAUGCUGUGAGAAUAGAGGAAUUGGCCCCUCUAGAAUCACAAUACAUAGCACCACUCAUCUGCUGGUUCCUCAAAGUAGUCGGCGUACCAAAAAGAUUGGUGUACUUGGUAGAAAAAAGUUGCGAGGGAAGACCAGGAUGGAUCGAAAGUUGCCUGUUGAAACUGGUGAAUAAUAGCGGUAUAACGAUCGAAUACGUCCUCCUAAAUGAAACCAUGAAGGAAUGGAUGAUAUUCCCUCCGUGCGAAAUGGUGACACCAAAUGAUAUUUGGGACGAAUGCGAAGAUUUCGAAACCAUGAUUACUGACCAACACAUAGUUCCCAUCGUGGUAUUCAGAAGGGACAGAAGCGAAAAUGUGCAAGAUCUAACCCUAGCAGCCAUUUCCCUGGAUCUCUUCGACUCAUUCACCCCUUACGAACAGCUAAUCAUAAAGACUGCGGCCGUAUUAGGAGAAACAUUCACCAGAACUCUGCUCGUCAUCAUGUUGAAAUAUCCGAACGCGAAGACGUUUACACAAGCAAUGAGACAUCUAUUCGAGGAAGAGGUUUUCGAGUGUGGUUCGAAGUACAUAAGCUCGGGUGGAAGAUACAGCAGGCAGAUAACCUGCACCUGCUACCUAUCUCCAGGACAACUAGAGAACAAUGCAGAAGAGUCGAACUUGCCCAAGUUCUCCUUUUGUAAGAAUCUACACUUCAAGAACAAGACGUUGAGAAUGGUCGCCUACGAGCUGAUACCGGCAAAUCAACGGAAAGAACUUCACCUGAAGACAACGGAAGUCUUGGAAAGCCAAAACAAUUCUUGUCCAAACUGUCUCCGAGACGACUCCGCCUUAAUCUUCCGAUUUCAUAAGUUCAACGACAUGGCAAACGAGAGCGAAGGGAAGACGGAACAAUCGGGAUUCAGCAUCAGUUACCAAGAAAAUACCACACAAACAGAAGUCGUCAAAGACAUUAUUCGAGAUAACAUGAAGAUUUAUCAGUUUGAUUUUGCCACUACGAGCAUUGCAUCAAGAAAAGUAUGGGACCCAACGAUAUGCUUCUGCCUAGAAAUUUUAACUAGGGUAUACGGCGAUUUGGUGCAUCACAGUGGUCAAGCUGGUCAUGCCAGCAAAACCAUAUUCUUUCUAUACCAGAAUGGGUUGAUACUUUCCCUUCUUGGUGAGCUUGAAGAUGCCGUUGAGGUUUUGAAAGAAGCGAGCGAACUAUGUAUCAGGCACAUCUACGCCAAAAGUAGAGUCAAACUCUCCUUUGCCAAAUACGUAUUCGUCAAGAUAUGCUCUCUUCUUGCCGAGAUCUACUUUGGGCUGAACAACUGGAAGGCUGCUAAAAACUACUGCAUGCUCACCUUGAGACAAUUUGACAUACCCAUGAUAUCGCUGUGCUUCGCAGGGCGCGUCAGAAUAUUCAGCAGGCUCUUCGCUAAUCACGGAAAUCUCAAUCGACACUCCAGAGACUCCGUCGGAAAAUGUCUGUCGGUGAUCAGCAGGAUUUUGGCGGCGGAAGGCAGAUGGAAUCUGGCCGUAAGCGUGGCCAAGAAGAGCCUGGAGCUGGCGAAGUAUUCGAACCCCAACAUCGAACUACUGUGCGACGUCUACAGCACCGCUAUGGAUAUGCACUGCUUCAGGGACAGCCAUUUGUGCGAGCAGCUGGUAAGGAACCUGGGACAAGAGCUGACGCGGCUGUACGGGAACAACCUAACCAGCGAGAUCUUCGCGGUCGCCAAGUUAAUGUUCGUCAUCUUUCAGAUGAAGACUAAAGGCGGAGCUGUUGUGGUCGCAUCCAGAAUGGGAUUCAGGUUAUUCGAGUUGAACAGGUUAUUACAUGCCUAUGUCUUUCAACUAGAAAUAAUACCAAUACUGUGUUUCCUGUUGAUCAUUCAGAAGAGACUAGACGAUGUGGUCUUUACUGCGAAAUAUCUGAAGAACAUGAGCAGAAAAUAUGAUGACAGAGGCGAAAUUGCCUACUUCUUGAUAUGCACGAUGAUGAUAUCAGAGACAAACUUCUACCUCGAAUCCAUGGAAGCCAUAGAAACAUUCGUCGACAAAUACUUCAUCACCAACAAGACGAGAACCUCUCGGAAUGCUCUCCAAAAUACUCUAGCUAUGUACACAUAUUCCCACCUGCUAAGAAUGGGUAGAACCAACAAGGCAUCCUUGUGGAAACCCUCCUACUGCGUUGGCUGGGAAACGGAUAGGAGUUUCUUCGAAUUUUGGAACAGGUUGAAGUACGUGGAAAGUGCUCUGAUCCUCUACUGUGGAGACCUAUUAUCCAAAAACAACAUACCGGAUUUCACACCUCGGAAGAUAAAGCAUCUUCUGAGUGAGUGCGGCAAGCAGAUCGACAUUUGGAGGAUAUUCUUCCCAAGGUAUCUACACAUGAUGGCGUACUACAAGAAGUUAACAGGCAGGAAAAAACGAUGGAUAGAGUUAUUGAAAUUGGCUAGUGAGGAGGCGAAAAAGACGGGUAAUAUAUUGGAGGAGUGCUGGAUUUCGCUAAGUGAGAAUUAUUGGAGAGGGAAUUAUUACUCACCAGAAGGAUAUGGACCGGUAUUCUGGCGUUCCGCCCAUUUUUAUGGAAAGGAACAAUGGUCAGAGAUGAUGUAUGUUCUGCCUAUACAUUAGGACUGGAGGGCCAGUAUAUAGUAACAGUUAGAUUUUAAUGAAACUGAAUUGAUAAACUAUUUAUUUAGUAUAUUCUCCACUUGUAUUUUCAUCUUUUGAAGUUAAUCAUAAAAUAUGUUUCCUAAUUUAUUGUACGAUAAUUAUGGAUAUUUUUACGUUCUCGAAGCUUUUGUGAAUUGUAGGAAGAAAGAAGAAUUCUUAUAUAUGCAUAAUUAUUGUUACUUAAAAAUUAUAAAUAAUAAUGA